Seminavis robusta is the source of this 582-nucleotide messenger RNA. NCBI's taxonomy places the organism in Eukaryota, Bacillariophyta, Bacillariophyceae, Naviculales, Naviculaceae. The record is from the annotation of a GenBank genome assembly.
AUGAAGAUCUUCUCAAUCAUCACAUUCUUCUCUAUUGCCUUCUUGACCCAGGCACAGCAACUCCCUGGAGGGCUUCGUGGAAGUGCUAGUCAGCCACUUGUAGAUUCUUCAAGCACAGUUUCUUCAGCCCUCAACCAGAAGACUACCGCAACGGCACAAACUGCAAACAUAGAUGUAUCUGCUAUUGAACAAGUACAGAAUAAGUCAGUCCUCAUCACCAUUGAAUAUGGCAGACAGUUUCAAGCUCAGCAAUACACUUUUGAAUUGAUUGAACACAGUGUGAAUGGUUGGAACAAAAUACGGAGUUGGGGUACGUUCCCCCCAUCUGGGUAUGCUGCAGUUAGGAAGGAUGAUUUGAAGGCUGGACACAGGUAUGAAUUCUUCAUGAAGCCCCAAGUACCAGAAUCUACUCAAAAAGAAGCAGGAAAUGUCAAGAUUGAUAUUUUGGACAUUGCUCAUUUGCAGCACUUGCCUGGUGUCGAGAGCUUGAUUCAAAAAGCAAACCCUGUCUAUGCCUUUGAGGAGUCAGUAUCUGAACUGGUCGAAGCUGGAGCAGACAUCACAUUUACGUUCUCCUUGUAA